Molecule: messenger RNA, 2435 nt
Organism: Geodia barretti
Lineage: Eukaryota; Metazoa; Porifera; Demospongiae; Tetractinellida; Geodiidae
Source: the annotation of a GenBank genome assembly
AAAAACGGAGCUGGGCUCUGGGUCUUCUGCUGCAGGUGAUCAGGGAUGGAUACAAGAUUCGUGGUGCUGCUAGUGUGUGUCUUGAGCCUCUACCUGUGUUGCAGGGCCCAGCCGACCUAUGUGGUGGACGCGAGAGUCGGUCUAGGGCGGCAGUUCGACGGCAUCGGCGGACUGAGCGGAGGGGGAGCUACUUCUCGUCUUCUGGUUAACUACAAUGAUCCCUACCGGGAGCAAAUCCUGGACUUCCUGUUCAAGCCAAAGUUUGGAGCGUCCCUGCAAAUCCUGAAGGUGGAGAUUGGAGGAGAUGCUCAGAGCACAGGUGGAUGGGUUUCAAAAUCGCCUAUAUAUACAUUGACAGUGUCUUUUCCUUCUGGCUGUGUAUGCAGAUGGCACGGAGUCAUCUCACAUGCAUGCAGCAGGUGAUCUGAACUAUGAGAGGGGCUAUGAAUGGUGGCUCAUGACCGAAGCAAAGAAGAGGAACCCGAACAUCAAACUGUAUGGACUCUCAUGGGCCUAUCCAGCAUGGGUUGCAAAUGGAGGUGACACCAGCAACCCCUACGGUUUCCCUGAACUGACUGCUGGCUAUAUCGUCAAGUGGAUCCAGGGAGCCAGGUCUCAAUAUGAUCUUGAUAUUGACUAUGUUGGAAUUUGGAACGAAAGGUAUUUCAAUGCUACGUACAUUAAGACGCUGCGAGAAGUUCUGGAUGAAAACGGGUUCUCCUCGGUCCAGAUAGUGGCUGCAGAUAGCAGUUUCAGUGGCAUUUCGACUGCCAUGUGAAGGACCCUGAACUCAACAGCUCCGUCAGUAUUAUAGGUGCCCAUUAUCCUGGGACAGUGAGUGACGAGGCAGCUCUUGCCACACACAAACCUCUGUGGGCCUCUGAAGACUACAGCACCUUCAAUGACGAUGUAGGAGCAGGUUGCUGGGCCAGGAUUCUUAACCAGAACUAUGUGAAUGGAAACAUGACGAGCACAAUAUCGUGGAACCUGAUAGCCAGCUACUACAGUGGACUGCCGUAUUUCAGAGAUGGUCUGAUGACAGCCACUGAGCCAUGGUCUGGUCACUAUGAGGUCAUGGGUCCCAUCUGGAUAGCAGCCCACACCACUCAGUUCAGUGAGAUAGGUUACUACUACCUGAAACAAGGCUACGGAGCUGGCCAUUUGGCCAGUGGAGGUAGCUAUGUCACUCUCUAUGAUCCCAAGACCAACGACUUCUCCAUCAUCAUUGAAACCAUGAGCCACAAUCAUUCGGUGUGCAUCAGACCCAGUCUCCCUGACUAUACUGUCGCCCCACAAGACGCCACGUUUGUUCUGAACGGAGUACUUGCUGGGGUCGAUGAGCUAAACCAGUGGACCACGUAUCUCGAGUACGGCACUGGAGACACCUCUGAGUAUUUCUUGGACAGUGGCACCGUCACCGUCAAUGGUGGAAAGUUCACAGUGUUCUUACCAGUUGAUACCGUAAUGACACUGUCUACACUCACUGGUCAGAAGAAAGGCUCCUACUCUGGAGUCCCUCCCUCAGCCCCCUUCCCUGUCCCCCAUUACGAUACCUUUGACGGUUAUCCGGACAAUGGGGAAGCUAAGUACUUUGCAGAUCAGAGCGGUGUGUUUGAAAUACUUCCUACCUCAGAUCCUGCAGUAGGAAAAGUCAUGGCUCAGGUGGUGCCUGAGCGGCCCAUCACUUGGUGUGACGAUGCUAACCAACCAAACACUCUUAUCGGAAACAUUACAUGGACUGAUGUGUUUGCAGAGGUGUCAGUGCUGCUGGAGGGGGAGGGGACUGCAGUGUUCCUGGCUGCCAGGAUGAGUCAGGGAGGGUGUGGGGUGGCCAAGGCCACUGGUGUCUUCCUCUGGCUUGACUCCACCGGCUUCUACAACAUCACCACUGACCUGGCUGGUAAAGAGCAGGUUGUCAGCGAGAAGUUUGCCGUUUCCUUGCAAACUUGGUAUUCUCUUGUGAUUACGACCCAAGGAGACUCGGUGUUUGUGGCAAUUCAAGGCGGGGGCAGUGUGACGUCAAACAAAGUUACCGUGAAGGCUCAGUCCGGCUAUGUUGCAAUGGGAACUGGUGGCUUCUACUCUGCCCAGUUUGACAACUUUGCAAUACUCACAGCCUCGUAACUUUGAUACAUGAGAACACCCUGAGGAAAAGACUCUGUUUUGCAUUUCUCUGUAUUUAUAGGUAAUAGCACGUUGUUAAGUAUGCCAUUUUAUGCGUGCUCAUAAAUUGAGCAGUGUUGGAUUCUGCUUAUCUGGAUGCUUUGGGGCAUAUGGGUGUGGUGGAUAAGUUCAUUUUUGUUUAGUGUAAGGAAUAGGCUGAAACCCUUGACACAAACAUUUUACUCUAGCUUACACAUGCACUCAUUUAGCAAUGUACCAGUCGUCAAGCCAUUAUUAUAUUGAAAAAGACCAGUCACAGAUUGAGUGACCUG